Molecule: messenger RNA, 290 nt
Organism: Aspergillus glaucus CBS 516.65
Lineage: Eukaryota; Fungi; Ascomycota; Eurotiomycetes; Eurotiales; Aspergillaceae
Exons: 2
Coding region: 87-248 (53 amino acids)
Source: RefSeq, a predicted model, not a curated record
UCUUGACAACACUCUAUCGAGGAACAACUUGAGUUUGCAACGAAUGCGCAACCAGGACCACUAAAGCUGCUACUACUAUCGUUAAAAUGACUAUACCACUUGCGAGCUUUGUUCAGUUCGCCUUCUCAGACGUCGGGGCCCUGUGCCUGCUAGCUGUCGUCUGUCUGCCCCGUCUGCCGCCCAUGCCUCAUAUGCCUCCUCCACCUCCUGCUUGUCCAACUUGCUCUACUCGUCCACGCCAGGCUUGAGGACUGAGUAGCCAGUCAUAUCCGUUUGGAGAUUCAUCUGGG